Molecule: messenger RNA, 1518 nt
Organism: Corylus avellana
Lineage: Eukaryota; Viridiplantae; Streptophyta; Magnoliopsida; Fagales; Betulaceae
Source: RefSeq, a predicted model, not a curated record
AUGGUGUACAACCCAAAUACCCCUACUCUUACAAUCCCACGCUCUCAGAAUGGAUUUGCAGUGUUGACAAUACAAGCUCACUAUCCCAAGCUAAAGCCCCCACCUUGCAACAUCUUUGAUCCAGCUGCUAGAUGUGAGAAAAUUGGUGGUGGCAAUUCUGCAGUCCUCUUUGUUGCCCUAUAUUUGCUGGCUGUUGGUUCUGCAGGAAUCAAAGCUGCAUUGCCAUCACAUGGAGCUGAUCAAUUUGAUGAAAAAGACCCAAAAGAGGCAAGGCAGAUGUCCAGUUUCUUCAACUGCCUUUUACUAGCUGUGUGUGUUGGUGGUGCUGUCAGCUUAACUCUAAUUGUGUGGAUCCAAGAUAAUAAAGGAUGGGACUGGGGCUUUCUGAUCUCUUCCAUUGCCAUAUUAUUGGCUGUGAUUAUCUUUCUCGUGGGAUUGCCAAUGUAUAGAAUACAAAUUAUUCAAGGAACCAGCGCCAUCAUUAGUAUUAUACAGGUGUAUGUUGCAGCCAUUCGCAACAGAAAUCUUCACCUCCCUAGGGACCAUACGGAGCUCUAUGAGAUUGAUAUGGACAAGGAAGCUGCUGUGGAAGCAGAAUUUUUACCUCUCAGAGACGUUUUUAGGUGUUUAGACAAAGCAGCCAUCCAGCCAACAUCUACAGGGCAGGAUGGUAAACCAGAUGCUCCAAAUCCAUGGAAACUUUGUAGGGUCGCUCAAGUGGAAAACGCCAAGAUACUACUAGGCAUGGUCCCAAUUUUUUGUUGCACAAUAAUCAUGACACUUUGCCUUGCACAGCUCCAAACCUUCUCAAUCCAACAAGGUCUCACCAUGAACACAAGCGUCACAAAAUCUUUUCACAUCCCACCUGCCUCCCUUCCUAUCAUCCCAAUCGUAUUCAUGAUCGUCAUAAUCCCAUUCUAUGACCAGAUCUUCGUUCCCUUUGCGCGAAAAUUCACCGGCAUCCCAACCGGGAUCACGCACUUGCAGCGCGUCGGAGUCGGCCUAAUUCUCUCAUCCAUCUCCAUGGCGGUGGCUGCUAUACUUGAAGAGAAGAGAAAAGGUGUAGCCAGAGACCAUAACCUGCUUGAUGCAAUCCCAGUUGUGCAGCCAUUGCCAAUCAGCACAUUCUGGCUAUCAUUUCAGUACUUCAUAUUUGGAAUUGCAGACAUGUUUACAUACGUCGGAUUGCUUGAAUUUUUCUAUUCAGAGGCACCAAAGGGCCUUAAAUCCAUCUCAAGUUGCUUCCUCUGGAGCUCCAUGGCGCUAGGGUAUUUUCUCAGCACCAUAUUGGUGAAAAUAGUUAAUGGUGCAACAAAGAAUGUUACAAGAAGUGGAGGUUGGUUAGCAGGAAACAAUAUCAACAGGAACCAUUUAAACCUCUUCUACUGGCUACUUUCUAUAUUGAGCUUGAUCAACUUCUCAAUCUACUUGUUUGUAGCUAAGAGGUACAAGUAUAGGCCUCAGAAUUCUGUGGACUCAAAUGAGAAAAACGUUGGACUUGAGCAAAAGAUAAUUUAG